AUGAAUGGGAAAAUCUGGAUUUUUGCGGAGGAGGGAGACAACUUUGAGAUUGAGAGUGACACGGAACAACUCCUCCAUGGGCGCUACUUUUCUCCCCGAUUGGCAAGGCAUGUCUAUAUUUCGGUUGUCUAUGCAAAGUGCACACGGGCAGAAAGGUAUGCACUUUGGGAAAAGAUGAGGGAAAUCUCGCAUAUGCCCGAGGGUUAUCCUUGGUUGAUCGGGGGUGAUUUCAACACUAUCCUCUCACCCCGGGAUAGAGUCGGGAGUGACACCAACAGACAAGCUGAAAUGGUUGAUUUUGCGGAGGCUAUUGAGGACUGCAGACUGCUUGAUCCGGGCUUUGACGGUGCGGACUUCACAUGGGCAAAGAAUGGCCUUUUUGAGAGGCUGGAUAGAAUUCUUCUAAGCGAAGCGUGGUCUCCUUUGUUCGAUGCAACACGGGUGUCCAACCUCCCUAGGAUUUCAUCGGAUCAUGGACCGGUCCUAGUGAGGUGCAAGAUGAGGAACGACCAAAAUGGGGGUAGAGCUUUCCGGUUCCAAAACAUGUGGACUCGGCAUGAAGGGUUCAUCGGCCUCGUUCACGAUGAGUGGUCUCAACCGCGGGGGCCGUGGGAAUGCUCAACCUCCAAAUUAAGCUCUCGAGAAUUAAAAAGACCCUGA
Molecule: messenger RNA, 660 nt
Organism: Salvia splendens (bonfire salvia)
Lineage: Eukaryota; Viridiplantae; Streptophyta; Magnoliopsida; Lamiales; Lamiaceae
Exons: 1
Coding region: 1-660 (219 amino acids)
Molecular function (GO): catalytic activity
Source: RefSeq, a predicted model, not a curated record